Cannabis sativa is the source of this 1298-nucleotide messenger RNA. RefSeq lists its product as uncharacterized. Bases 303 to 959 code for a protein of 218 amino acids. NCBI's taxonomy places the organism in Eukaryota, Viridiplantae, Streptophyta, Magnoliopsida, Rosales, Cannabaceae. The record is from RefSeq and is a predicted model, not a curated record. The transcript has 9 exons.
UUGCUAGAAGCUUAUUAGAUCUUUUUAAUUGAGGUUAUUGUCUAUUAUUGUUGAUUUUGUUCAAUGUUAGUGUUAAAGAUAAUUUGUCUAUUAAUGAAAAUUUCUAUUUUCUCUCUAAAAAAUCAAAACAAAACAAAAACAAAAAAUAAUAAAGAAACACUUUAUCAAAAAAAAAAAUAAUAAUAAUAAAGAAACACAUUAGGCAUGAUCCAGUAAAUAUUGGUAAUUAGUUAUAGUUACGAGUAUUUAAUUUGAGUACCCAACUUUAGGCACUCUGCUUAAUCUCUCCCUCCGCCAUAGCCAUGUCUCUUUCUCUGAAGCUGCCCACCGUUCCUUGCUCAUUUUCCUCUUAUCCGGGUAUCAACAACUUCUCUUGCCGGAGACUCUAUAUUAGUUCUUCCCCGUUUUUGCCACGGAAGAUGAACCUUUGGGAAAUCAAUCAUACCCAAUUCCGGAAAUUUUGCUCUGUUAACGGCGACGACAUUGAUCCUCGUGGUUUGUCAGAUACUCAAAGUGGAUCCCUUGAACAUGAAGGUUCGCCUGAAAAUGAUGCCACUGGUCAAGGAGUACUGCCCAAAUCCAACGAGAUGAUAAAGAAACUGAAGAGAUAUGGCAUUGCUGGAGUGUUAUCGUAUGGGCUACUGAAUACUGCCUACUAUCUCACAACAUUUCUCGUGGUGUGGUUUUAUGUUGCUCCAGCACCAGGGAAGAUGGGUUACCUUGCUGCUGUUGAAAGGUUCCUCAAAAUAAUGGCCAUGGUGUGGGCUGGAAGCCAAGUUACUAAGAUUUUUAGGGCUGGAGGGGCACUUGCACUCGCUCCAUUCGUGGACAGAGGAUUAACAUGGUUUACUGUCAAAUUUAAAUUUGAGUCUCAGGGCAAGGCUUCCAUGGUGAUUGUUUCAUUCUGUUUAGGACUUGCACUCUUAUUAUUUUUCUCUGUUACAUUGCUUUGGGCUUGAAGUUGUAUGUCAUUUUUUUUUUCUUUGGGGUCUAAGCAGAGGGGAGAUAACAAUAAAAGAAUUCAUAUGUAACGUUGGAAUCAUUGGAUUUAUUUCAGAUGUUGUCAAUGCCUAACUCAUUGGUGCUUACUGCAGGUUUAAUAGACAUAGAAUUGCAGACAAAAAUUGUUGUCUUCUUGGCUAGCUAGUUACCUCUAUAUGUUAAUUGUUUCAUGUAUUAAAAUAGUAUGGUCAUAUUUGACACAUUAGAGUUAAUUGACAGAAGAUUGUGUAAUAUUUAAAGUAUACUGUCCUGGCAAUACUCAACUUGGAAUACAACAUAGUUUAAGAAUUUUUAAA